CUAUUUCUGUUUCAAGCUUGUCAGAAAACAAGAAAAAUCAGCUUAGGCCUCGAUCAACGUUUUUGCACAGAUUACCUGAUCCUCCUGUUGUGCAGUUGGAUGUAGGGAUUCUUCCAAGUACUCCUCCAAGGAUAUAAAGUAAUUCGGGCUAUGACCACGGUCUGCAUAAAUGCUCUCCCGACAAGCCAAGACUAGGUUUCUCGUGACUUGGCGAACAUGGGGUCCGCGUAUAUAUACAGUCGCUAUUUUCAGUUUUUCCUAGCCCAGAAUGCCAUCUGAAUCCGAGCCUCGAAUGCUUUACACAGCCCCACAACAGGACAAGGAGGGCUCAGAGACAUUGGAAGGAUCCAAUUUCGCCAAGGACUCCAACCUUUCCUCACACCCGCAUGAAUUUCCCGAAGGUGGUCUGGCUGCUUGGAUGACAACUUUUGGAGCGUUUCUUGUACAGUUGUGCGGGUUUGGUUAUACUAACUCAUUUGGUGUCUACCAAGACUUCUAUACCCAGCAUUACCUUACAAACGAGACAUCGUCUGCCAUAUCAUGGAUCGGGAGCCUGAACACGUUUUUAGUCACCGCUGUGGGCCUUAUAUCAGGUUCACUAUAUGACCGAGGAUAUUUCUACCACCUAGUAAUUGCUGGAUCGCUUCUGCAGAGUUUUUCUCUCUUCAUGUUGUCUUUGUCAAAACCCGAUCAGUACUAUCAGAUAUUCCUGGCUCAAGGUGUAGGCAUGGGUAUCGCGUUGGGGCUCGUGUAUGUCCCGAGCCUAGCUGUCGUUUCGCAUUAUUUCCGACGGAGACGCACACUGGCUAUGACGUUCGUCGCUUCGGGCUCUUCUCUGGGUGCUGUCAUCCAUCCGAUUAUGCUCAAUAACCUCCUGAAUGGUCGUCUUGGUUUUGGAAAUGGCGUCCGUGCAAGCGCAGGGUUUGUCAGCGUGCUCCUGUUGAUUGCAUGCCUAUGCAUGCGAACUCGCCUUGAUCCGCCGAUGACAUCAGUGAACUAUAUUGUGGCAGCUAAAAAAUGCAUUCGUGAUGUACCAUUUAUUUUUGCGAUAGCAGGGGGCUUUUUUUUUCAGACUGGCUUGUACUACCCGUUGUUCUUCAUUCAACUUGACUCUAUCAGGCACGGUCUUAGUGUCACCUUCUCGUUUUACUCUUUAGUGAUUUUAAACGUGUCUAAUUGUGUGGCACGAGUCAUGUCAGGGUUCAUCGCGGCGUUCACGGGAGUCCCAAACUUAAUCAUAGUUGCAACAAUUUCGGGCGGUGUGCUCAUUUUGGGCAUGAUUGGAUUGAAUAGCCUGGCCAGCGUCGUUGUACUUGGUGUGAUGUAUGGCUAUUGUGCAGGGCUGUAUAUUGCGAUGGUAGGUCCGCUUGUGGCUACUUUAACGCCCGACCUCUCUGAGCUUGGCGCGCGGAUGAGCAUCUGUUUCUUCAUUGGCGGAUUUGGAGGCUUGAUCGGAACACCCAUUUCUGGUGCCCUACUGACAUCGAAUUAUACCUGGUGGAUACCCGCUGUGUUCUCCUGGGUCGCUUCAAUGACUGGUGGUGUGAUGUAUAUGAUCAUGCGGUUUAUAUUUGUCAGAAGGCAGAUCAAUCAAGGAAAAGCAUAAUGCUCAACUUUAGAUAGUAGAUAUUGUAAGCUGAUUCCUGAGGGAAGCUGUGAUUUGAUAUGUUUGACUGCAUUGUU
Suillus subalutaceus is the source of this 1683-nucleotide messenger RNA. Its product is annotated as major facilitator superfamily domain-containing protein. The record is from RefSeq and is a predicted model, not a curated record. Bases 269 to 1606 code for a protein of 445 amino acids. Gene Ontology annotation, molecular function: transmembrane transporter activity. The transcript has 15 exons. Gene Ontology annotation, cellular component: fungal-type vacuole membrane. Lineage: Eukaryota; Fungi; Basidiomycota; Agaricomycetes; Boletales; Suillaceae. Gene Ontology annotation, biological process: transmembrane transport.